AUGCGGCCCACCGUGCUCUCCUCCUGCCUCACCGGCGGCCUGCUGGCCGCCCUGGGCCAAGCCGCUGUGCUCCCGCCACUGGAGGCCCCGGCGCCCGCCACCCCGGCGGCGCUGGAGGAGCGGGCGGCCAGGGUCACGGUGGCUCUGGGGCCGUCGGCCACCGUCGUGGGCGCGUCCAUCGGCAACGUCGAGUCCUUCAAGGGCAUCCCGUUCGCCGACGCGCCCGUGGGCAACCUGCGCUUCCGGCCGCCGCAGCGGCUGUCGAGGCAGCUGGGAACCUACGACGCCACCACGCUGGUGCCGGCGUCGUGCCCGCAGAUGUUCAUCUCGACCGAGUCGGGCGACGCCCUCUUCAACGCGCUCGGCAAGCUCGCCAACCUGCCGCUCAUCCAGACCAUCACAAAGGUGUCCGAGGACUGCCUCAACAUCAACGUGCAGCGGCCUGUCGGCGUCAAGGCCGGCGACAAGCUGCCUGUUCUGUUUUGGAUCUUUGGCGGCGGCUUCGAGCUCGGGGGAACCGCCAUGUACGACGGAGGCCCGCUCAUCCAAAACGGGAUCGACGUUGGGCAGCCCUUCAUCUUCGUGGCGGUCAACUACCGCGUGGGCGCCUUCGGCUUCAUGCCGGGCGCCGAGAUCAUGGCCGAGGGCUCGUCCAACGCCGGGCUGCUGGACCAGCGCAUGGGCCUCGAGUGGACGGCCGACAACAUCGCGGCCUUUGGCGGCGACCCGGACCGCGUCACCAUCUGGGGCGAGUCGGCCGGCGCCAUCUCCGUCUUUGACCAGAUGGCGCUCUACGGCGGCAACAUCACGUACAAGAGCAAACCACUGUUCCGCGCCGGCAUCAUGAACUCGGGCAGCCUCGUGCCCGCCGACCCCAUGGACUGCCCCAAGGGCAAGGCCGUCUACGCCCAGGUGGUGCGGUCGGCCGGCUGCUCGGCCGCCCGCGACACGCUCGCGUGCCUGCGCGCCCUGCCGCUCGACCGCUUCCUCCCCGCCGCCAACUCGGUCCCGGGCCUGCUAUCGUACAGCUCCGUCGCGCUCUCGUACCUGCCGAGGCCCGACGGCCGCGUCCUCCCCGCCAGCCCGGACGUGCUGCUCGCGUCGGGCCGGUACGCGGCCGUGCCCAUGAUCAACGGCAACCAGGAGGACGAGGGCACGCUCUUCAGCCUGUUCCAGCGCAACGUGACCAGCUCGGACCGCCUCGUGACGUACCUCAACGACUACUUCUUCCAGGGCGCGCCCCGCUCCACCAUCGAGGCCCUCGUGGGCACGUACGACUGGCCGUACCUGACGCAGGGGUCGCCCUUCGGCACGGGCAUCCUCAACGAGAUCUACCCGGGCUUCAAGCGCCUGGCGGCCAUCCUGGGCGACCUGGUCUUCACGCUGACGCGCCGGGCGUUCCUCGACAUCGCCAACGCCGUCAACCCGUCGGUGCCGUCGUGGAGCUACCUGUCGAGCUACAACUACGGGCUCCCGAUCCUGGGCACCUUCCACGGCAGCGACCUGCUGCAGGUGUUUUACGGCAUCCUGCCCAACUACGCCAGCCGCGCCACCAUGGUUUACUAUACCAACUUUAUCUACAACAUGGACCCCAACGUGGGCGUGACGGGCUACAUGAACUGGCCGCGCUGGUCCAAGGGCCGCAUGCUGAUGAACUUUUUCGCAAAGGACGCGAGCCUGAUCCGGGACGAUUUCAGGAGCGAGAGCGCCGCGUUUAUCAAGAGCAACGUUGCGAAUUUGUAUGUUUAG
Gaeumannomyces tritici R3-111a-1 is the source of this 1749-nucleotide messenger RNA. Its product is annotated as lipase 4. Bases 1 to 1749 code for a protein of 582 amino acids. Lineage: Eukaryota; Fungi; Ascomycota; Sordariomycetes; Magnaporthales; Magnaporthaceae. The transcript is spliced from 2 exons. The record is from RefSeq and is a predicted model, not a curated record.